Chara braunii is the source of this 1555-nucleotide messenger RNA. Lineage: Eukaryota; Viridiplantae; Streptophyta; Charophyceae; Charales; Characeae. The record is from the annotation of a GenBank genome assembly.
UGAGAAUGUUGCCUGGGCUUCGCUGGGGCGGGUGUCUGGGCUGCAUACGUGCUCGUCGUUCUUGGACGUUAAUCGUCUGUUAUUCCCGCUCUCUGGUGCACCAAUCGACGGUGUGCUUCGCCCACGAACGUCACUCCCUCUCUCCCUCUCCCUCUCCCUCUCGAUCUCAUUUGUCCGAACGGAACUCGCUCUCGCCCUCACCAUCUCCAUCUCGCUCUCCCAAACGGCACUCCCUCCUCCCUCUCCCCCUCUCCACUUCGUUUGGCCAGGAGGCACUCUCUCUCUCUCCCAUUCUCUCGUCCAUACAUCGAAAGCAAGGCCAAGGCAUCAUGGGCAUGGCAGUGGGCAAGAUCAGGGAAGAAACACCCAAGUAUACGGUCAUUCAUAAGGCAGAGUCGUUCGAGGUGAGGGAAUACGAGCCGGCUAUGGCGGCUGCCGUCGAGUAUCCGGGGGAUAUCUACCUCUCAGACAACAAGUCCAACCCUUUCAUGGUGCUCGCUGGUUACAUCGGCGUCCUCACGAGUCCAAAGAACGUGAAAGCCGAGGCCAUAGCCAUGACCGCACCUGUCGUGAUGGUCCCGCCUUCUGCUUCAUCGGCUUCUUCAUCGUCUCCUCCUUCUGCCAAGCUCAGCGAUGGCGGUUCUGGCACGGGUAAGGCUGAGGGAGAGAAGAUAGCAAUGACCGCACCUGUGGUUAUGCAACCGACACCACAGCUGGUGGUGGGGACCACAGGUGGCGGCGGAGAGGCCGGGGAAUCCAGAGACUCCUCGUCUCCCUCCCCUUCAUCUCCAUCUUCAUCUCCAUCUGCAUCUUCAGCGCAAUCUGCGCCGCCAGCGGAAUCGUCGUCCAUGAUGUUCAUCUUGCCGUCCAAGUACACGAGCCUGGAUAUGGUGCCUAAGCCGACCGAUCCACGUGUCACGAUCGUUGAGCUGCCACGUCGGAAGCUUGCAGUCAUUCGGUUCUCUGGUAUUGCACGGAAAGAAGUCAGCCAGGAGAAAGAGGAGCAGCUUCUUCAGGCUGUGGCCAAGGCCGGCUUCAAAGUAGCUGGAAAGCCGUCUCUCAUGUUAUACAACCCGCCGUUUACCCUACCGAUGUUCCGCACCAACGAGGUCUCUGUUGCCGUCGAAUAAUCAGUCAUAUGAGGCGGAAGGAUCUCUCAAAAAGCGAAGAAAAACGAAGGGGAAAAAACAGGAAAAGCACGGUGCUCUGGUUCCUCCUCCUCGUCGUAUUCCUCUGAUUAAUGAUUCACUGAUGAUUCAUCGCACCAUUGAUUGCAUUCUUGCUUGCUCGAUUGAUUGAUUCCGUGAUUGGUUGAUUUCAGUGAUUGACUGAUUGGUUGAUUUCAUUGAUCGAUCGAUCGAUCGAUCGAUUGCUUGCUUGCUUGCUUGAUUGAUUGGUGUCCCUCGUAUUAAUGAUUGACGGAUUGAUCGAGUCAUUGAUUGCAUGUUUGGUUGAUUGGUUGAUUGAUUGAUUGGUUGAUUGGUUGAUUGAUUGUAUUGAUGAAGUGAUCUGCUUUUAGUGGGCGCUGGUUGGAAUCGUGGCCGAGCUGAAUCUC